AUGGAUAGAAAAUCUGCUAGAAUAAAAGCAGAGUUGCAAAGAUAUGGUUGGAGAGUUUCGAAGAAGUUUAAAUAUAGGAAGGGAAGACCCAUAAAAGUCUAUGACAAAUUGUCUGGUCUUCGCUACGAAAUGGAUUUGGAAACAGCACGUGCCAAUUAUCCAAACAGACUAGAGAGGUUAGAAGAAGAACGUCUUAUGGACAUGCCUUUCGAUGUUAGUGAACCUCAAGUUGAAGGACACGACGGCUUUGCCAGAUUCUACUGGAAACAUGACGAACAAUUGCAUCCUUUGAGAAGGAAAAAAGGAAAAGGUGAAGACACACAUGCUCCCAUGGAAAGAACAAGAUAUGCAUAUGAAAAGUACCGUGAAGUUAGAAGUCAAAUUACAUCUGGUCGAACUUUUACAGUAAACUUUGACGAAGGAAAGAACAAAGAAGGCUUCAUGGGAGUACUUGCUGCCAUACAAGACGGAAAUAAGAAAGGACACAAUCUCAGAUUGACCAUAACAGAUUUGGAUGGUCACAUUUACUAUGCACAUGGCAAUGUCACAAAGCUGCAAUGCUUCUUGACGCUUUCAAGACUA
Trichomonas vaginalis G3 is the source of this 582-nucleotide messenger RNA. RefSeq lists its product as uncharacterized. The transcript has a single exon. The annotation marks the transcript as partial. NCBI's taxonomy places the organism in Eukaryota, Parabasalia, Trichomonadida, Trichomonadidae. The record is from RefSeq and is a predicted model, not a curated record.